AUGGGAAUAACCAAAGUUUCAUCAUGAUGUGUUUCCUCAUUAGCAGUAGCCUCUGGCAGUCAGGAGUGUGGUUAAUGAUUGCUGCACUUGUCCAAUGCAUUGUGUAUAGUGACGUUGCCUUGCAGCAUUUUCCAGAAAGAGUGUCCACUCAGUUUCGCUCCCUUCACACAGACUCUUCACCUCAUGGGUACUCACUGCUCAGGUCUGAGCACAAGAUUUGACCUAAUUAACGACCACACAGGAUUGCAAAGUCUAAGCACCCUGAGCAUGGUCCUUCCGAGAGACGUCUGCUGUUACUUGCCUGUUAAUUACAAAGAAUCACAUGCACAAAGCAGGCUGUGUUUCCACAAUGACUCCCACUGCCCCGUGUGCCUGCAGACAGCCACCUUCCCCGUGGAAACGAACUGCGGACACCUCUUCUGCGCUCCCUGUUUAAUUGAAUACUGGAGGCAUGGCUCGUGGCUUGGAGCGAUCAGCUGCCCUCUCUGCAGACAACAAGUGAGUAUUCUGUGCAACCUCUUUCAUGAAAACCAGGUUCCUCUAUACGCGGAGUCGUGCGGGGAUCAGUCUCCAGGCCCGCCUGGGCUCACUGCGCUGCCCUCUGGUUCUGUGCAGGUUGCGGAUUACCUCUACGACAUGCCUCUGUUCCUCAGCCUGGCCCUGAGGGGGCAGUUCACCAUGGGCGGGCUGGUGUGGAUCUUCUGCCUGAGGAUUGCGGUGUGCUGCUGCGGGGCCGUCGUGUCACUCUCCUCCCUGCUCGGCGUCUUUCCAGAGCCGCUGUGCGGGGUCCUGGGGGCCGUGGAUCAUCUGAUGGUGGUGUUCCUCCUGCUCAUCUGCAUGAUCAACAUCAACCAGCAGAUGGGGCCAGAGAGAGCCAACAUUGCCAACAGCACCACGCAAGGAGUGCUGUUAGACUCGCUGUAGGGAGCGGAGCUGUGGACACUGUGUUUGUGCACUAUGAUGGGAGAGACAGGGUCAUGGGACCAAACCCAACUAGGGUCCUAAUGGAGGCAGUCUGUUAUAGCUGUUAUUGAGCUAUGUAA
This is a messenger RNA of Polyodon spathula (Mississippi paddlefish), 1043 nucleotides long. Its product is annotated as E3 ubiquitin-protein ligase RNF170-like. The coding region runs from base 184 to 924 and encodes 246 amino acids. The transcript is spliced from 6 exons. The record is from RefSeq and is a predicted model, not a curated record. Lineage: Eukaryota; Metazoa; Chordata; Actinopteri; Acipenseriformes; Polyodontidae. Gene Ontology annotation, molecular function: ubiquitin protein ligase activity.